Brenthis ino (lesser marbled fritillary) is the source of this 228-nucleotide messenger RNA. The record is from the annotation of a GenBank genome assembly. NCBI's taxonomy places the organism in Eukaryota, Metazoa, Arthropoda, Insecta, Lepidoptera, Nymphalidae.
AUGAAGUUGUGGAAGAGCCUUAAGAUUUCGAUAGGCAAAAACGAUCCUAAGAACUAUCCUCAAGGUCUCCCGCAUUGGGGACAGGGAUAUGAAUUAGAUGUUUUCAAAUCGCAGACGUCGCUAUCAACAGAUUCCGGUCUCUGUACUGAGAGAGGCUUGAGGAGGACUCACAUAGAACUGAUCAAACCACCUGGAAAACGUAUCGGACUGAAACUGGCAGGUAUGCAU